AUGAAAAAAUCCAUUGAUGACAAGCCGUCGAGUUCCAGUGAAGAGCAGACCGCUCCCAUUGCACCUGGUGGCUAUCAAAAUCCCGCUUACUCUCGGUCAGCCAGCUUUGAGAGAUCGCCGGAGAAGCAUGGUCGCCGGCGGAUUACCACCCAGCAAGCGCCACACCAAUUCGAGGUGUUGAGGAUGAACAACACGGAUCCUAUACUGAAGGAGGUGGCCAAGCAGAUCAACGAUUCCGUGGAGUCUACGACGACGGACAUCCGGAGAAAUCCUCAGCACUCCGCCGACGACAACUGGAUGCCACUGCCUUAUCCUUAUCCCUACGAAACCACAAUGCCUGCGCCAGCCGCAUCAAGCUCUAUGAUUCCCGGAUUUAUGCAAUCGUCGGUGGUGCAUCCACCGGCACCCACACAGGCCACUCGAUCCACUGAGGGACUACUCAACUGGCCCACUGAUUUCAUCGAUAGUUCUUUGAACACUGCGAGCACCGAAAGGAUCGACCGGAAUCUCCAUGGGAACAUCGACAGGGACGAUGAGAACGUCUCGGAUCCGGCGGAAGAGUACAAGUACUAUGAGGACUCCCUGAACUCCGCCCAGAUGCACAGUGAGCUGAGUGUUCCGGAGACAAUGCCCCUGAACAUAACCCGGGUGGGCAUCCCUUACGAGGAUCGAAAUGCUUCCGAGGAGCCGACCAUUUGUGUGCCACUCACCGUCUCGGAAACUUCGCUCUCCUCCGACAGCAUUGUGCCCCAAAUGGUGGAAGUGGAAAGGGUCUACUGCUUUCCCCUCCCCAAAGUGGAGAUUCGUCCUGGUCACGUUCGUCCGCAGGUGGAAGAGGUGACCAGGGAGCAGGAGAUCCAGGAAGUAGAUAUGGAUAUGCAACCAACGGAAACACCAGAACCCAGUGAUUCCACCGCUGGCGCGACUCGAAGAUCUCUUGGCACCCUUACACUGCUCCUCAUCAUUGGUUGGAGCUUCCGGCCAGGAAUUCGAACUUAGAAUUAGGAUCCA
This is a messenger RNA of Drosophila subpulchrella, 1011 nucleotides long. RefSeq lists its product as uncharacterized. The coding region runs from base 1 to 999 and encodes 332 amino acids. The record is from RefSeq and is a predicted model, not a curated record. NCBI's taxonomy places the organism in Eukaryota, Metazoa, Arthropoda, Insecta, Diptera, Drosophilidae. The transcript has 2 exons.